AUGAUUAUACACACCGUUGUGGGUGAAAAAAAUCUUCCUCCAAAUGCUGUUAAAAUGACCGAAGAAGAAGUUUUAAAACAUCAAACGAAUCUCGUUAAUAAAUGGAGAUAUAGUUCUGAUGUUUUUUUUUUAAAAAAUGGACAUUACAUAGCUGCGGGAUUUACCGCACUCGGCUCUUUCAUUAUCACAAAACAUAUAUUAAAAAAAAUUAAAUUAUACAGAGUUUUAAAUAAUGUAUUGGUUAUGAAAAUGGAUUGUCCACUAUGUUUGCAACUAAGAAAUUCUCUAUAUCAAAUUAUUACUGGUGUCAUGUAUCCUUCGGUAACAGGCACUAUAUUAAUAUCAUUGUCUGCAAUAAUAAAUAAAUCAAUGGAUAUUCCAUCGUUGAAAAACGAUCACAAAAGAUUUUUUCAAUUUUACAAAAACAUAUUUAAAAGUGGCGCAUUAAAAUUUCAUGGAAUAAUUACAGGUCAUGUUUUGUUGGCACUUUUUUUGCCAUACAUGCAAAGUUUAGAAUUGCAAAAUAUAAUGGACAUUGUGAGAAUGGCAGAAAGUUCAAAUAAUCAAUAA
Molecule: messenger RNA, 570 nt
Organism: Pediculus humanus corporis (human body louse)
Lineage: Eukaryota; Metazoa; Arthropoda; Insecta; Psocodea; Pediculidae
Exons: 3
Coding region: 1-570 (189 amino acids)
Source: RefSeq, a predicted model, not a curated record